Messenger RNA from Paramecium octaurelia, 1427 nucleotides. Lineage: Eukaryota; Ciliophora; Oligohymenophorea; Peniculida; Parameciidae. The record is from the annotation of a GenBank genome assembly.
AUGUAAUCAAAGUAAAGGCCAAAGUAGUUGGACCCCAUCAAACGAGUGAAGGAAACAGGUCCUUUCGACUCCGGAAGCCCCUUGUCCUUCAUAAACUCAAUGUGGUAACCUCAACCAUCCGAAGCCAAAAGGAAGCAUCAGAAGAAAGUUACUCAAAUUUAAAAAAAACUGGAAUACGACAUUCAGGAGGCUCUAAAACAGACCGAUUACGAUGAAAGUUGAUUUUGAAAAUAAACAAUAGGAAACAUUCUGCACAGAGCUUGUCUUGAUUAGCAAAUCAAACAGAUCAAAGACAUCAUUGAAGAUCUGGUCGCUAAGAAAGACGAUGCUGCUCUCCAGGAAUGCCUCGUAAAGUAAGACAAAUUUCACUGUUAACCCUUGUUGCUGUGUUGCAUCAAGCCCAAAACCUUGGAAUCCGAUUAGAUCAGAAUGUUGUGCAUUCAAUUUUUAUUGAAUCCUUGCAAAGAGAAACCCCUCAUCAAGGCAGACGUGAAUUGCUUCAAUCCAAGAACAUUGUGGACUUGCUUGCAUUGGGCAGCAUAUUAUGGCGACAAGGAAAGUGUGGAGGUGUUGCUCGAGAAUAACAUUCAUGUUUUCUUGCCUGAUUACAAGGGACAAUACGCAGUGGAUUUGGCAGGUAAGAAUAAGUACGAGGAGGUGGUGACUCUAAUAAUAAUGCGGAGUAUUGAAAUAUUGGAAUAUCUGAAAUAUGGAAGUUAAUAGAAGUACAAGGCUUACUUUGAGAGUCUCACUCCAGACCUUCUGAAACACUUGAACAACCCAUUGUUUUUAUGCAAGUUGAUAUAUUGGUCAGCCUUGUAUGAAGUGGACAGUAAGAACUCAACAUUAUUGUAAUUUAAACGAGCCUAUUCCUUUUUCCCAUUGUAAAUGCAAUUUCAUUUAUGUUUAGUAAGUCUUUGAAAAUGAAGACUGCCUUGCAUGCCGCAUGUCAGAGUCACAAAGGCAAUGAAGAGUUUUUGAAUGAAGCAUUCCGAGUUUUUGAGGAGACCUUGUUUGGAUUCAGCAACGACGAUUUGACUAAGAUCAUUCCUCACAAGAAGCCAACAAUUCAAGUGAACAGUGUGUUUGUGUUUUCCGAAGAGGAUCUCAAAAAAUAUAGAGACGAAUUUCAGAAGGAAGUCUUGCUGUUGGCAGAGUGGGAGAAGGAAGUCUUGACCAAAAUCAAGAUAAUCAAGAAUUACACUUAAUAAAAGUAGAGAUAGAAAUACUUCAAUGAUUUUUAUGCGAUCUAUGUGAAUCAGUAAGAUGCUUAUGGUAAUUCCCCUUUGCAUGUUGCAUCCAUAAAGGCAUUUAAAAAAGGGAUUAACAUUUUGAUGGAGAAAUAAGCUAACAUGGAAUUGGAGAACAAUGAAGUGUUUAAAGCAAGAGAAUUGACGCAAGAUGAGGAUGUUCUGGAGUUGUANUGA